Molecule: messenger RNA, 11644 nt
Organism: Culex pipiens pallens (northern house mosquito)
Lineage: Eukaryota; Metazoa; Arthropoda; Insecta; Diptera; Culicidae
Product: zinc finger protein 395-like
Exons: 8
Coding region: 645-2873 (742 amino acids)
Biological process (GO): regulation of transcription by RNA polymerase II
Cellular component (GO): nucleus
Molecular function (GO): DNA-binding transcription factor activity; RNA polymerase II cis-regulatory region sequence-specific DNA binding
Source: RefSeq, a predicted model, not a curated record
CAAUCGUUCGGCAAAAUAUGAUUUGGAACAAGUCACAGGCCACCAGUACCCAUCAUCACAGCGAAAAUGUGUCGUCGACUGAUACUGUUGAUGUGAUGCGCUCGGUACCGGAACCGGAAGUCGGCGUUGUUUCGUGGCAACAUCAGCAAGCGUCAGCGGAGCUGCGAGAUCGUCUCGUGACGGAAAAGUGCCAGAAGAGUUCCAUCAACGAGUCCUACUACAACCUGGACAAGAUUCUGUCCUGAAUAGUUGGAAGGCUCCGGUGUGUGCAAUAAGACGAAGAUCGUCACGUCAAAAGGAAGAAAAAAAGAAAGUUGUGAAGAAGCAAGCGAGCAAAGCCCGCCACGGUAUCUGUGUUUGUGUGUACAAUAGAAAGUUAUAAGACGAAAUUAUUGCGAGUAGAAGAGUGAUAAAGUAAAACUUGUUGAGAGUAAAAGUUGUUACGUGGGGUAGAAAUAAGGAAAAUCCAAGCGUAUCGUGAAAAAACCUGUUGCAAAGCGAAAGAGCCAGAGUGAGAAGCGUGAAAACCCCCGUGAUUCAAGUGCAAAAGAGGAAGGUCAUAUAUAUUUUUUAUUGUGUUUUAAUUUUGACGUAACCCAAGUGUCUGUGAAGCGAGCGGUACCCCCAGAAACGUCUGAGCACUUAUGAAAAAAUACUUCCUGAACAAGAUGUCCACCGGCAAGCGCUUGGCGAAGCGGUCCAUCAUCGGCACCCGGGUGUGCGCGCCCGGUGCCGAUGGCAUCUGGUACUCCGGGACGAUCCAGGGCGUCAAGACGCCGCCCUCGGCGAACCAGAAGGACAACACCAACUGCAUCAACCUGACGCCGCACACGCGCUACUCGGUGCGGUUCGACAGCAAGCAGGACAUCUCGCGCCGCGGCCUGGCCCGCGAGUUCCGCGAGAGCGAGCUGAUCGGGCCCGGCUUCAAGACCAUCAUGGACGUCCGGCUCAAGCCGGGCCAGAAGGUGUUCCUCACGUACAACGGGCGCGAAAGUGCCGGCGAGGUGGUGCAACACGAUGACCUCAAAGACGAGGUUACCGUUAAGAUCGUACCGGUCGGACAAGAGGUAUGCAAACAAGCCAGCGACCAGCCUCUUCCUACUAACGCCCCGAUCGAACUGACCAAACGCCUCGAGGAAGUCCGGCUGCUCGAGUCGCGCCGAUCGCCGCGGCUCGCCGACCAGGAAAAGGACACCGACUUUGCCCGGCUCGCGGACAUGGCCGGGGACCGCCGGCGACAAUCACACAGCAUCGAUGUGCCAUUCUCACUCACGCAACAAAAUGGAUCUCGUAAACGACGCCCCUCAUACUCACAGGACGAUCGGGAGUAUUACAGUAUUAAUGACGAAGACCCGACGGACGAAUGCAACGCUGCCCUGGUACUUAUGAGUCUGUCCUGCUCGCCCAACUCGUCGGCGCCCGGCUGGGAAACCAUCCUGGGGACCAGCUCCGGCAGCAGCAGCACCUCGUGGAGCACCGGCUCGACGUCGCCACCGCUCAGCGAGGACGGACAUUCCACACCACCGAACAACAGCAGCAACAACACUAGCAAUAGCAACACCAGCAACAACAACAACAAUCUGGGCAAUAACAUUAGUAUCAAAAGUAACGCCAACGGUACCACCAAUGAGAUUGUGAUUCGUGGCCCCCGGACGACCUCGUUCUCCAACUCGGACGAGGGCAUCGGCAUGGACUACAACGAGGAUCUGCCACGGAAGCGACGGGCCAGCCAACCGAUCUACAAAUGCACCUGGAAGGGUUGUGGUGUCAUCUACACGUCCUGUUCUGAGAUUACGGCCCACGUCCGAAACGCACAUCUGGGCCCCCGCAAACCGGAGGAGGACAGCGACGAGGAGGACUUUUUCUUCACCGAGAUCGAGGAUGAGAGUGACAGUGGCAGCGGCCACCAGCACAACUCGUCGAACCAGCAACAACAACAACACCACAACCACCACCAAAACAACCAUCACGGCACCGGAAGUGCGCGCCAUCCGCCGUCGCCACCGACCCUGAGCCACCGUGACAUGGCCCGGCCCCCGCACGAGGAUCCGGAGUACCAGCGGCAGAUCGUUGGCAACUACCGGCAGGGCCUGCUGUCCAUGUCGUCUGCCGCGGCGGCAGCAGCAGUGGCAGCCCAGCAGCAACAGCAGCAGCAACAUCUCGUCCACCAGCAGCAGCAUCCGCAACAACAGCAACACCACCAGCAACAGCAGAUUCAUCAACAGUUGGGUGCGGCCAUCAAACCGCCACUGCCAGGCACCGUCGGGCAGCAGUUUCACCAGAGUUUGAACAACAACAACAACAAUAACAGCAGCAGCAGUGGGUCAGCGGUGGUGUUGGGCAGCAAUGGAAGUGCCGCCAACGGAACCAAUAUCCACACGUCGCCGCUGAUACACCACAACUACACCUGGUCGCAGGUUAGUCCGACCUCCCCCCAGAAGCACGUUCGCUUGUCGCCCCGUCCGUCGGCCUCGUACCCGUACCCGUCGCCCAACUACUCCAACCAAAUAGCUCAGCAGCAGCAGCAACAGCAUCACUACCAGCAGCAGCAGUCGCAACACCUCGGCCAGAUCCAGCUUUCACCAGGGGGAGCGUCCGUGGCCGCCGCCGCCGCCUACCACACCCAGUCUUCGUCGUCGUCCUCGAUCAUUUCGUCCUCGUCGUCCUCGUCUUCGCAAUCGCUCAACGGUGGCUUCGUGGCGCCCGGCACGAGUCCCGGCGCCGCAGCGGGGGCGAACCGGUCCCCGCUGUCGCCGAACCGGCGAACCCGCGGCGAGAACAAAAAGUGCCGCAAGGUGUACGGCAUGGACCACAAGGAGCAGUGGUGCACCCAGUGCAAGUGGAAGAAGGCCUGCAGCCGGUUCGGGGACUGAUCCAAGUCGCGCAAGGCAUCGUCCCAGGUGCCGCCGCCGCCGACUGCGAUGACCUCCUCUUUGACGCCGCCGACUUUGACGCAUCACCAUCACAGUAGCCACGGCCAUCACCAUGGCAGUCACCACCAGCAGCCUGCUGCGACGGUUCUGCGUGCCGGGAUGGUUUAAGGUUGGCAUGCUUGGAUCGGGCGAAUGAGUGAGUGCGUGCGUGAGCGCAUGUGUAAAUAAGUUUAACGUGAUAUAUUUUAGCGGGAAAGAGACUCACUCUUUUUUCUGUUAGACAGAGGAAAACCUUGACACACGACGACGAAGAAAAAUAACAAAAAAGUAAGAAAAACGUGAAAAACAAUUCGUAAAGAGAUAGUUUGUAGGAUCUAUUGAGUGUAAUAAUGUUAGUAAUUUAUAUUCUUGGCGAAGCGGCCGCGCAUGUGUGACGACAGUCGAUACCAAUUGUACAGUGACAAAAAAAGUAAACACACAAACUAACCGAAAGGAGAAAAGGAUAAAGAAAGAGCAGCAUUCGUGUGAGUUGGAAAGGAGCAUAUUUUUAUAUUACCACACACCCAAAACUAAAACACACACUCACACUCAUACGAAACAAUCACUCAGCGCGAAACAAUAGUGUUAAAAGUUCUAUAUUUACCAACUGCUACCGCCGCCACCGCAUUUUUUGCACCUCUUGUUAAACAAAACACACGCAACAAAGAAGAAAAAAAUCUGUGUCUUUUUUCGUUGUCUUUUAACCUCACAGAAUGUAAUGAAAACAUGUUUAGGCUUCAAGUUGACCAAAAUGUGAUUUAAAAAACCUGUUACAAACAAAUCCAUUGCUAACGUACUACUAAUCUGUAAAUUUACAGAGCAAAAAAAAACAAACAAACAAACAAAUCCACUUUCAUUGUUGUUGUUUCAACCGCCUACAAGUAAAUACACACUACUCUUUUUUGUUGAUUUUUAAGAACCGCGCCUAACCACGUGCUAAGCUAAAUGUUGUACUCUUUAUAUUAGUCGUUUUAAAAAAGAUCCUCUCCCCCCCUCUAACACCACCCACCCCUCAUCAUCAUUUCCGGUAAAUGAUGAAGAAAUUCUGAACGGAAAUAUCACGAUCAAGGUUGUUAUUCGAUGGAAACAUGUUCAAUUCUUAAUUUCAGUAAAUAUCUAUUUUUUUAAUAAUUCCUUGUCUAAUUUAACUUGUCUUCGGUUUAAAUUAUUUUUUUCAUUAAAAGUUUUGCAGAGAAAAUCUUUUAUAAAAUUAAAAAAUUAAAACACCGCAUUGAAAAUAUAAAAAAAAAUUCAAGAAAUAUUUUAUUUUAUGAAAAAUGUAGUACUCAGUAACGAAAAAAACAAUAAAAUACAAAUCCAUGCAUGAUACAUUUGCUUUUGUUUGGCACUCAUAUUGACAAUUUAAAAAAAUAUUUUUCUGAUAAUUUUAUACUUUGUGAAAACAAUAUUGCACAAUUUUAAUUAAAAAAAAAACAUCGCAAUAGUACUUGAUUUGUGGAAAUUUAAAAAAAUGUAAGAGAAAUCAUAUUUGUGUUUUAUUUAACGGAUUUUUUUUUUAAUUACAAAAAAAAAUAUUUUUUUAUUAGAUUGCAUUUUUAAAUUUUAAUGAAAAAAGGGGCAAAAUUUUCUAUUUUAGUUUGACACUCAAUUUGAAAAAAAAAAUGAAUAUUUUCAAUACAUUCUGUAUCCUGUCAAAAAUCCAGCAAUUUGUAAAAACAUGAUUUUGUAAAAAUCCAUGGAAAAAUGGCUAUGUUUGACUUGAAAAUUGCAUUGUUUUAUUAGAGUAACUUUAUAGAAAACACACACACAAUAUUUUGUGAGAAUUUUCGGAAUCUUUAAUAACACGAAUGAUUUUCAGACAAUAAAUAAGCAAAAAUCUUGCUUUUAAAACAAAUUUUGCGAUCUUAAAAAUGAUUUUUUACUGAAUUUUACUGAAUUUACCAAACAUUACCAAUUUUAUGAAAAUCCAAAGAAAAACAAUAAUACAUUCAAGACAAUUUGGGAAUGUUGAACAAUUUUAUUGAAUUAUAGGAAAUCGAAAAACUGAUAUAUUUUUACCAAAUUUUAGUACCAAGCACAGAAAUAAAUAAAAUUUAAUUUCUGGCAAAGCUUGAUGAAGAUUUGUGGGAAAUUGUUCUUUUUGGCUAGUAACAAGAUUACAAAUUUUAUAAAUUUUCGUAUUUUUUAAAUUACAAAAAAUCCAGACAUUUGCGUAAUUUCAAAAUCGCAUAAAAUCAAAAAAAAAAGUAUUUUCAUAAUUACAGAAAAAAUCCAGAAAUUUGUUAAAAAUAUUAAUUUAAUGAAAAUAAUCUCAAAUUUACAUACAAAAAAUGUUUUCAAUUUCCAAAAUUUGAGUACAUGAAUUUUAAAUAAAGACCAAUAAAAUUGUCUUUUUAUAACAAUAACUUGAGAAUUUGCAAAAAGUUACAGCACUGUGCGAAAAUUUCAGUGUUUUCAAAGAAAAUUUUGGUUUUUUAACAAGGAAAAUUUAAAAAAACGCUAUAUUUUUUGUAAAUAUGAGUACUUUUAAAUACCACGGAUAAUUAUUCUUUGUUUGUUACUUCAAAGCGCAAAAUAAAAAAUAAAUUAUGUUUCAAAUUUGGAAUUUAUUUAAAAAUUACAUGCUAUUAUUUUCAAAUCAAAGAUUUUUUUUUUAAACUUUAUAAUUUAAAAAAAUAUUUUGAUAUUGUUAUCAACAAAUAUUCGUCAACAACCUUGAUCGCAAAACAAAUCCCUCAUUAACGUACACGCUUAUUUAAAGUAGCCCAAAAAUUUAAUCAGUUCACUCAAAUUUCAUCAAAAAUUGACAUACCUUAAAUUGGUUUUCAGAGAAUCGUAAUUUUUCACCAAAUUUUGGCAAGGAAAAUUUCGUUAAAUUAACCCAAUUUUGGGCUCCUUUUCAAUAAGUGUGCACAUUUCGGAAUCGAGUCGAUGGAAAAAAAAAGUUUGAAAACGAACGCAAACAAACAUAAAAAAAAAACAAGUUGGCUUUUGAAUGAUUGUCUAUCUCUUUAUCGAAUUAAAAAAUGAUAAGAAUGAAGAAAAAACUCAAAGUAAUAACAGCAAACAAAAAAAAUCGAAAAAAGUAAAAGAUAAAAACAAAACACAACCGUAAAGUUAAAAAAAUGCAACAAGACUUUUAAAGGCUGAUUUAGUUUUAAAAAUCGAACAAAACCAAAACACGCGCGAAACAAAACAAAAACGGGCGCAAGACAAAAACAAAAACAAUGAACAACACGAGUCAACAAGAGUACACUGACUCCGGACGUCAUAUCAGACCAGCAGAACAGACCGUACGCAAAACGGGUCGCGCUCGCUGCUGAAAGUUUAAAACAUCAAAAUAAGCUAAACACACGAUUUUUCAUCGCCGUCGAAAUUAUUGAUAAGCAGCAGAUUUAAAGGAAAAACAAACCCAUUAUUAACUCUUAAACGUUCUUACACCAUUGAACGUUGGGAAAAACGGGGAAAAAUUUGUGAGUAAAACAAGCGAAUAAAACCACUGCCAAUAACGUUAAAGUGAAGAAAAAUGAGAAAGCACGCGCGUGUGCAAUUUAAAAAAAAAAAACAAAACAAGUAAGUCCCCCCUUCUUAAUAUUAUUAUCGAUACUAUUGUGCAAGGAUAUGUAUGUGUGUAACAACAGAAACAGUAAAUAAUUGACGUGUUUUCCAAAAACAAAACAUAUUAAUCAAGCGAGAAGUUGAAAAGUUUAAGUCCGCUCUCGAAACGCAGUGUGAGCUAGUUGUUCGGAGUACUCUUUUUUAACUCCGACGGGGAAAAUUGCAAGUUAGGGUAUAAUUUACGCGUAAGACCUUUUUCGAAGCCGCGAAAAAAAAAGAAAAAAAAAACAAGAACUAAGGCGUUGUUCGAAGCGAGAAAGAAGCAACAACAGGUGUAACAUUGUGAUACCGAAUUCACCCCCUCACUGAUUGUUACGUUUUGUUUACGUCAGAUUUGUGUUUACAGCGAAUUUCCGCGCGCAAGGUGAGCCAACCUAAAGGUGAGCGCGCGGCCGAGCUGUCAAAAACUCCUUUUUCGAUGGGUGAAAUCACGUGCUUCCGCGUGAGGGCGCUUCCUCCUCUGUGAUACAAAGGGAGGUGUGGUGGCGACGAAACGCGUCACAAUCACUUUUGUUUUGUUAUUGUUGUUAUUAUCAUUCCCGCGCGCGCGCGCGUUACGCAAAAUAAAAGAAAACAAAGCGUUAUUUGCCAAAUUCUAGUCGCGCGUGACAAAACUGCUGAAAUUUUAACUCCCUCCCUCUUUCAACGGACAACGGUCCGAUGCUGCCUCUUUGAUCCUCCCCGCUAGAAAGAGCAGGAAGCGCACUGUGAUAUUUUGUUUAUUUAUUUAAUUGUUUACCUUCCGGGUGGAUACUUUGGGCGGCACCGUUUGACGCUUGGUCGAAAGCGUGCAGCGCUGAGUUUGACAGGUACACACCUCAGCUGUUGUUUACAUUGAUUCGAGCAGGAUCAAGGCGAUUCGCGUUGAAGGUGUGCAGCUGUCAAAUGUCAGCUGUCUGUUGUCGAACUCGAUUUUCUUUUCGAUACAAACACCUUGGUUCGUGUGAAGACUCUCGUGCAAGACGAUAAUUGUAGGAGAACUAUGAAAACAAUCCAACUGUAAGGAACAAACCUACGUAAAUAUGAGUACAUAUUAAAGAAAAAGGUAACCAUUUUAACCAUUCAAUGAUCUCUCCAAACCAACCAAGUAGCAGUUGUAAUCGUCGUGUAAUAUUUUGUUUACUAAAUCCCCAACCCUGCUACGUUUAAACCGCGCGAUGUAAUUUAGGGCCUUUACGAUUUCAAACGGAACACGAAACACCCUUCUCGGUUUGCCCUUUCUGGUUUGCGAAACAAAAAUUAAGUAUCAAGUAAUUAGGCAAUAACAACUCAAUCAUAAUCAAAACAAAGCAAACAAAAAAACUACGGAACUCAAACCAAAAUUGGCAAUUUGACUGACUGAGAGCUCUGUACCCGAGUUGAAAUGUUCGCAAAUAUGAGAAAGAGAAACAACACCAAACAACAACAAACAAAAAAACAUCUGCAAAAUCAAAAGCAAUCGAAUGGUUGAACAAAAAACCACGUGCGUUCAGCAAGUCCCUCAGAGCAACACACAACAAUCGUGACAAUCGUGACCAAAAAGCAACACAACCGCACAGUAAACAACAACAAAAACAACUCAAAAUUCGAUAGUUUUUGCUGGCCGGAUUUAAGUGUUUUUUUCUUUUGGAUUUGUUUCCUCUUCGAAUGGAGCAGAAAACCGGACUGAAAAUUACUCGCUGUUGACCGCGUUUUGAAGCGUUGCUUACCUUUAGCAUCAUGUUUGCCUUGAUGCUACGCAUCAAUGCGCGCAACGGUGAAGGUGAGCAUCUGUCACCUCGAUACUACACGCUAAAAGCGGUCAACAGAUUUACAUUUCCGAACACUGUUUAAAAACUUGCAAUGAAGAAUAACAUCAAAACAACAACAACGUACACACUCACACACAUACGAGAGAUAAUGAGAAAAAAAAAACAUAAAUAAAAUGAAAGACUAAUUUUUGCCUAUUUAUAUGUACAAAGUAAUUCAACUUGUAUUUGGGUAAACAUCGUGGGUACAUCGUAAUACUGCUGCAAGUUUUUUGCAAAACCUAGGAAUCACACUGAACCUCUCUCACGAAAAAAAAAGAACACACAAAUACAUACACCGUUGAAUGGUGAAGGAAAAAAACCCAAAUAACUAAAAUGGCGUCAGAAAAAAUAUGAUCGUAAAUUCAAAAUAGGUGUUUUUGCAAAAGGAAAACGCGCGCAAAAAAAACUCACUGAUAACCGAAGCCAACUACAAGCUCUUCUUCUUCUUGUUACGCUUUUGAAGGUAAAAUAUGCAGCAAUUAUGAGCUGCUAAUCAAGAAAAAACAUAAUAGAAAAGAUAAAUCAAAAUGGAUACCGUUCGAUACCAUCCCAAUCCACACACACACACUAACGCAGAGCGCUACUACCACCACACGUCAAACUCCCCAAAUAAAUUCACACCAACACAACCAUUUCAACCCGCGCAAUGAUAUCAACUGAGUAGGCGACGCGCAGCGAGAGAGCGCGACGCUCACCUACUGUCACUCUCACGAGCAAGCGGCUAUUGUUCUCUCGCGCGUUGGCACUGCUCCCAAUCGAAGCCAGUAAAAUAAGUUAGUUCCAAACGUGGGUUUUGGGAAAAGGCGAAAUUUGCGUUUUUUUAUGAUCAAUUUUCAAAACAAAAAAAAAAUUCAGAGUAAGCAAUUUUACUAGGAGAGGCACGCGAGCGCGUGUGUGUGCGUAACAACCCAGAUUAUCCCACAAGCCGUUUUCCGUUUAGCUCGUUGAGCGAGGAGAGUGGGAGAGCGAAAUGAAAUUAUUCUAGGACUUGAAUGUUUUUAUUGUGAGACGAUGGAGAGAAGAACAAGAGAGGCGAAAUAUACACAAAAGCAAAAGAGAGUUAGGAGAUAGAGAAUAGAGAGUGCGUUGUUUGUUUUUUUCUUGUGUUUGAGUAUAUAAAUCUUUAAAUGAGAGUGAGAGAGCGAGAGAGGAAAUAUCGUGAUUGAGGGAAGAAUGAGUCAGGGUUUUGAAAGUUUCGCGAUGAUUUCGCCGUUUGUUGAGAGAGAAUUGUUUUGAGUAGAGAGAAAAGUGUUUUUUCGGAAGCUAGAAACGUAAGGCCAGAGAAGAGUAAUUUCAGUAUUUUGUUUUGGUUACCGACCCAAAAAUUUUCAUUUUUUCAAUUUUUUGUUUGUUCCAAUUGACAUGAAGUAAAAAAUAUCCCCCCUUAAGUAAGAUGAUUCACAAACAAGAAGUAAAAAUUUCUUAUAAAUAUUAACAGUAAAGUCACUACAAUGUCUUUCUCAUUAUGAUAAGUUACAAACAAAAUACACACGGAAACGAAAACAAGUGCGAAUUAGAAAGCAUUGUUUCCGUUUUCAGUUGUGAACAAAGCAAAUCACGCGCCAAGAUUGUGUACUAUUUUACCUUAUUUAUGGGCCAUUUAUACCUAAGAUUAUGUAUCGUUUUAAGCAAAUAGAAUUUUUUGUUCGUACUUUUGUUCUAACUUUUGCCUUGAGAAGAGAAAGGAUGGUUAAAUUUCAGCAAUUAUUCACGUGUUUGAUUUUUUUUAUUUUGUAAGUUUAACCAACAUAUUAAGAGGUAAGGACAGGAAAUGAAGAGAAAACGUAAUGGAUAAAGUUGAGCAGAGAAAAUCUACCAUUUAUAUAUACUAUUUGUCUCUAGGGAAUAAUUAUUUUACACACAUAGACACACAAUCUUAGAUUAUAUUCAUAUACAUUUAUUUCUUUUUUGUUAACAUAAUUUUUAUUUAUUUAUUUUUAGACCAUCAGAGAAAAACUAGCAUAAUUUUACACCCCCUUUUCCACACAAAAAAACACACAUCAGAAACAAACAAAACAAAGUAACAUAAAAAAAAUACACCACAAAUGCGCUAAGUAAACAAAAAAAAAACAAACAAAACCAUUCACAUCACAAAGAUGGCAAAUGUACAUAGAAAAAAUAUAAAUAUCAACACACAAGCAAACAUCAGAAAAAAAAUCAGUUAAAAAUGAAAAACAAAGCCCAAAAAACAAUAGACAAAGCAAACACACACAACAACAAACCCGACAAAAAUCUUUGUUCUUUACCGAUCUAUCAAAAGACGACGCACCCGGGGCAGGUCCCCAAAAGGCAAAGAACUAAGCAAGCGAUGACACACACACACAAAAACACGCAAUGACCAUUAGAUUUCACCUGUUUGACAGUUAUUUCAAAACAAAAACAAACCAACGGCACACUGCGCCGCAGCGACCAAUCCCGAACGCAAAAUUUAGGACAAUUGAACCAUUCGGCCUCCCCACCCCUGUGGAAACUGCCAUGGCGGCCUGGCAACACUGCCGGCUGUCACGUGCGGAUUGGUCGCUCUGGCAAUGGCGCCGUCGUGGUUGCCACCUCCGGAUCAAAGUAGGCUGGGGCGGAGAACCACUCAAAAGGUGUUCUAAAUCUAAUCGCUUUUGACACGAAAUCGAAGCAAACCACACACAAACACUCAAACAAACACAAACACAGACGCAGCAGAUUGUAAAAAAAAACAGAAACAAGAGUAAUUUUUACAGAUUACAGAUUACAUAUAAAUAGUGUACAAGACGGAAGCAAAGGUUAAUCAAACGAGAAGGAAGAUAUUUUUUGUUUUCUCUUAUAGCUUUUAGUUGUAGCGUUUAGUUGAUUCCCCCCCUCCAAUUUUUCCCACCUUCUAAAUUUCGGUUUCGAUGUAAAUAUCACUUUUUAUUUGCUGGUCUGGUUAAUUGUCUUGUCCCUUUUUUUUGAUCGCAUAUAUUUUCGCGAGGCAAACUUUUACUUUUGAAGAAAAAAAUAACACGCCACUCAAACGUACGAAGGGAGAGUAAAAAGAAAAGCAUAUUAAUUUGUAAGAAUGUGUAAAAAAAAAAGCCCACAAAGAAAACCAUAACUCGAAGAAAUUUAAACGGGAUUACAAGAACCACAAAAUAUAAAGAAAAAUCCACACAACCCCCCAAAAAAACACAAACAAAAACACAGACACACGUGAAAAACAGAUGAAGCAAGAUGGAUCAUGAGAUGGAUAUGGAGAAGAGAGAAAAAAUAGAAAGAAGAAGAUUACACACAAAAAAGUUGAUGGCGAAUGCAUACAUGUGGAUGAUGAUUGCGUUUGAAAUCGAUUAUGGAAAAUACAGUUUUUUUUUUAGUUUUAAGUAAUACAAUAUUAUACAUAUUAUAAAUAUAUACACGGUAUUAGAUAAAGCACAU